CACUUAAGGAAGGAGCCCCCCCUUUAUAUUCGGCCAAAAUCAUCGUUGCCAGUAAAAUCUAUGAAAAUCUUUGAUUUCUUAGACCCUUUUGGAGUUGAAUUUGACGCAUUUCAAUUCUCCACGUCAACAACUUUCUCAAACCUCAUUCUCUGAGUUGAACAAUUUCUCUUUAAUUUCUUCUCUCUUUGUUUACUCAACUCACAAGCAUCCCCCGUCAAUUUUUUUGGUGUUUGCUCUGAAUUUUACUGCUUGUACUGCCCCAAAUCUGUCGCAAUUCAAUAAGGCGAUUGUCGGCGUUUUUGGGGUCAUUUUGGUUUUGAUUCUGAAUCUUUAAGUGAUGUUUUUACUUGACACCCAUUCGGUAUUUUGAGGAGUUGAGGCGUUUUGCUUCACUGAAAUUGGAUGGGAAGCAAAUGGGUUCUCUGGAAAAUGGAUUUCCAUUGAAGAGAGACCCUCUUCUUCGUUCUUCAUCCGCUAGCAGGGGGGAGAGGCACCCAUUUUUACAGAGACCCAGAUCGAGAUUUUCACGGUUUUUGCUUUUCCAGAAGAUUGAUUACUUGCAAUGGAUUUGUACUGUGGUUGUGUUCCUUUUCUUUGUGGUUUUUUUUCAAAUGUUUUUGCCUGGAUCAAUCAUGGAGAAGGAGAAGUCUGAGAUUGCUGUGAAGGAUGUGGAGAGAAGUUUAGGGGAUUUGAAGUUCUUGCAGGAGCUCGGGAUGCUGGAAUUUGGGGAGGGUAUUCGAUUUGAGCCCUCGAAGCUUCUGGAUAAGUUUCAGAAAGAAGCAAGAGAAGGGGAUUUUUCAUCUUUCAAUAGGACUAGAAAUCGUUUUGGGUAUAGGAAACCUCAGCUCGCACUGGUAUUUUCAGAUCUGUUGGUUGAUUCUUAUCAAGUGCUGAUGGUAACCAUUGCAUCUGCGCUGCAGGAGAUAGGAUAUGUGUUUCAGGUUUAUUCUCUCCAGAGUGGGCCAGUGAGUGAUGUUUGGAGACGAAUGGGAGUCCCAGUUACUCUAAUUCAAACUUGUGAUGAGACUGAGGUCAUGGUUGAUUGGCUAAACUAUGAUGGCAUACUUAUGCACUCUCUUGAGGUGAAAGAUGUCUUUUCUUGCUUUUUGCAGGAACCUUUCAAAUCCUUGCCACUCAUCUGGACCAUCCAUGAAGAAACCCUUGCCUUACGCUCUCAAAACUAUACUUCACUUGGGCUAUUUGAUCUUUUAAAUGAUUGGAAGAGAGUAUUCAACCAUUCAGCUGUUGUUGUCUUUCCCAAUUAUGUCAUGCCGAUGAUCUACUCUGCAUUUGAUUCUGGGAAUUUCUUUGUGAUUCCGGGUUUUCCUGCUGAAGCAUUGGAAACAGAAAUUGCUGUCGCCUCAGAAGAUAAUCUGCGUGCAAAAAUGGGCUAUGAAAAUGAUGAUUUAGUUAUUGCAAUUGUUGGAAGCCAAUUUUUAUAUGGGGGCAUGUGGCUGGAACAAGCCAUGAUUUUGCAGGCCAUGUUGCCUCUACUUCGUGAGUUUUCUUUGGAUGAACAUUCCAAUUCUCAUCUCAAGAUAUUUGUUCUAAGUGGGGUUUCAACUAGCAACUACACCAUGGCUGUUGAGGCCAUUGCUCAGAGACUGAAGUAUCCGAGGAGUGUUGUGAAGCACGUUCCAGUUGAUACAGAUUCAGACGUUGCUUUAAGUAUGGCUGAUCUUGUGAUAUAUGGGUCUUUCCUGGAAGAGCAAUCUUUCCCUCAGAUUUUGGUAAAAGCCAUGGGCAUGGGGAAACCAAUCAUCGCCCCAGAUCUCUCCAUUAUUCGGAAACACGUUGAUGACAGGGUAAAUGGCUAUUUGUUCCCCAAGGGGAAUUUCAAUGUACUUUCUCAAAUUGUUUUGGAAGUGAUCUCGAAAGGGAGGUUAUCGCCACUAGCUCGCAAUAUUGCUUCAAUAGGAAGAGGCACUGUGAAAAAUCUGAUGGUUUCAGAAACUGUGGAGGGAUUUGCCUCACUACUUGGCGCGGUUCUUAAGCUUCCAUCAGAAGCUGCACCAGCUAAGGCAGUUGUAGAAAUCCCUUCCAGACUGAAAGAAAAAUGGCAGUGGCAGUUAUUUGAAGGGGUAUCGAAUUUCACAUUCCUCAGUAGAAACGGAAAAAGUUCUGCGAUUUUAGAUAGAUUUGAAAAGCAGUGGAACCAUACUCAAAAAGGGAGGCCUGGUAGUCCUAUUGCUUCUGAUGAGUCAUUUGUAUAUGAUAUAUGGGAGGAGGAAAAACACACUGUGAUGGCUAAUAUCAAAAGAAGAAGAGAGGAAGAAGAGAUAAAAGAUAGAACUGAUCAACCUCAUAGCACAUGGGAGGAUGUAUAUAGAAGCGCCAAGAGAGCUGAUAGAUCUAAGAAUGAUUUGCACGAGAGGGAUGAAGGGGAACUUGAAAGGACUGGACAGCCAUUGUGCAUUUAUGAACCUUACUUUGGGGAAGGAGUUUGGCCUUUCCUGCACCGUACUUCUCUUUAUCGUGGAAUUGGGCUGUCCAGUAAAGGCAGGAGACCCGGGGUAGAUGAUGUCGAUGCACCUUCACGGCUUCCACUUCUCAGUAACCCUUACUACCGAAAUGUACUCAGUGAAUAUGGAGCCUUCUUCGCAAUUGCUAACCGGGUCGAUCGGAUACACAAGAAUGCCUGGAUUGGUUUUCAAUCUUGGAGAGCAACUGCAAGGAAUGUAUCAUUGUCAAAAGCUGCAGAAAGUGCAUUAUUAGAAGCAAUUCAAGCACGAAGGCAUGGGGAUGCUCUCUACUUUUGGGUGCGCAUGGACUCGGAUCCGAGAAACCCAUUACAGCUUGAUUUUUGGUCAUUUUGUGAUUCCAUAAAUGCUGGAAAUUGCAAGUUUGCGUUCUCCGAGACGUUGAAGCAGAUGUACGGUGUAAGAAGUAGUCAGGAAUUUUUACCGCCCAUGCCUUCGGACGGUCGUACAUGGUCCGUGAUGCAGAGCUGGGCUCUGCCAACCAGAUCUUUUUUAGAAUUUGUCAUGUUUUCAAGAAUGUUUAUCGAUGCACUAGAUGCGCAAAUGUACGAUGAACACCAUUCGCGUGGACGAUGUUAUUUGAGUUUGUCCAAAGACAAACACUGUUACUCCAGGCUACUCGAGCUGCUUGUAAAUGUUUGGGCAUAUCACAGUGCGAGGCGGAUUGUGUACGUGAACCCCGAGACUGGCGCAAUGCAAGAACAACACAAGUUCGAGAUCCGGAGAGGCCAAAUGUGGAUCAAAUGGUUUUCGUAUGCCACGAUAAAGGGCAUGGACGAGGACUUAGGAGAGGAAGCAGAUGCCGAUCACCCCACAAGACGGUGGCUGUGGCCAUCAACAGGGGAGGUCUUUUGGCAAGGCGUAUACGAGAGAGAGAAGGAUUUACGGUAUCGACAGAAAGAGAACAGAAAGCAGAAGAGUAAGGCUAAACUAGACAGAAUGAGACACAGAAGGCACCAAAAAGUGAUAGGGAAGUAUGUAAAGCCUCCACCAGAGAUGGAAAAUUCAACCACAACAAUUGGUACAGAAACUACUUUGGAAACUAAUUAACUUGAUGCAAAUUGGAGGGUUAGUCAGAAUUAGAGCCUAAUCUUAAAUUCAUUUCAUUUUUAACAUCUUUUUGUUUUCUUUUUUCUAGAAGGAUGUGUAUUUGGGGUUUUUUCCCCUUUUGUUUAUUGUUUAAAUAUUGUUAUUAUUAUGUAAAACUACAUUCUUCUUGACUGGUGCCA
Momordica charantia (bitter melon) is the source of this 3709-nucleotide messenger RNA. Its product is annotated as glycosyl transferase family 1 protein. The record is from RefSeq and is a predicted model, not a curated record. NCBI's taxonomy places the organism in Eukaryota, Viridiplantae, Streptophyta, Magnoliopsida, Cucurbitales, Cucurbitaceae.